Messenger RNA from Drosophila navojoa, 1546 nucleotides. It is a transcript of the gene Cpsf5, whose product is annotated as cleavage and polyadenylation specificity factor subunit 5. The record is from RefSeq and is a predicted model, not a curated record. Gene Ontology annotation, molecular function: mRNA binding. Gene Ontology annotation, cellular component: mRNA cleavage factor complex. Lineage: Eukaryota; Metazoa; Arthropoda; Insecta; Diptera; Drosophilidae. Gene Ontology annotation, biological process: mRNA 3'-end processing.
UGUAUAUUCUGCAUUCUCUGCCGGUGUGGAUAUUUUUUGCAAUCGAAAAGCAGAACUAAAAGCUAGAAAUUAACACAUCUAAACCUUAAAGUGUGAAAAAUCAAACGAAUUUAUUGAAAAACUAUUCGAAGUGCCGUAGUGUGCAAAGUAGAUAAGGGUUCACCAAUUGGGAUUUGGCGCCGAAAUAGUACAUUUUUCUAUUGCCAUUCCGGCAUUGUGUGGUGUGUAUAACAAAAUGGCGUCCUCGCAAGUCUCAAACAAAUCGGGCUCCGGCUGGCCCCGGCGCGGUAGCCAAGGCCAAGCAGAUGCCAGCAUUAGCAACAAUGGUACACAAAAAUAUGCUCCGAAUCAAGCAUUAACCAUAAAUCGCACAAUCAAUCUUUACCCAUUAACGAAUUACACAUUCGGUACCAAGGAGCCGCUCUUUGAGAAAGAUCCAUCUGUGCCGUCACGUUUUCAACGUAUGAGAGAAGAGUUCGAUCGGAUUGGCAUGCGUCGCUCUGUAGAAGGAGUGCUCUUAGUGCACGAGCACGGUUUACCUCAUGUACUCUUGCUGCAGCUCGGCACCACAUUUUUCAAGCUACCGGGUGGUGAGUUGAAUGCGGGUGAGGAUGAAGUUGAAGGUCUCAAACGAUUGCUUUCUGAGACGCUGGGCCGUCAAGACGGUGUUAAGCAAGAUUGGAUUGUCGAGGACACGAUUGGCAAUUGGUGGCGUCCAAAUUUCGAGCCACCGCAAUAUCCAUACAUUCCACCACAUAUAACUAAACCAAAGGAACACAAGCGACUGUUCCUGGUGCAGCUACACGAAAAGGAUACGGACAGGAACGCCAGUUACGAUGUACCUUGAGCUGUUCCAUAAUAGCGCCGUGUUGUGUUGUGUAAUCUCACGCAUCUGGCAUCUGCCCAACCAAGCAUAGAGCUCUUCCUCAACGCUCUACUCUCAAGAGUGCAAAACAAACAGAAAUGAAAAGAAUCAGAAACAGAUCGCAUAAUGGCCCCGAGGCGCAUAUCAUUUUAAUUAGUUCGUCGAUUCUAGUUCAAAACUUUUUGUACAAAACUUCAAAUUGUAUUUGUUGCUCUCUAGAGUUGUUGGCAUAUUUUGCGCAUAUCCCAAAAUUCUUUGAUUGUUCAUGUUGUAUUAAUUUUGUAAAUAUGUCGACAUUUCUGUAAGCCAGAGAGCGCAAUCCUACACACGAUACUCUAUCUAUCUAAUUUGUUUAUUCUUUUGGAUUAUGUGUUGAGCCGUUCUAUUGUAAUCGGGCAGGCAGUGAAUAGUUUAGCUGAGAAGUGCAUUGUAAAAGUUACCGGUUGUCGUCUGUUAAUGCGCACAAAUCUCGCGUGUUGUGCAGAUUUGCGUGCAUUGCAAAUGCAACUGGACUAGGCAGGCAGUCGUUACCCGCUCCUUAAAUAAUUUUUAAGCACUCGUUUAUGUAACAAUUUAAUAACUCUGUGUUUAUAGUAUUUCCUUGACAUCAUCCAUUGUGCAACACUCGCACCUUGUAUAAUGUAUGUUGCUUUUAAUGGUAAUUGAAAUUAUGUUCAUAUC